Penicillium malachiteum is the source of this 1731-nucleotide messenger RNA. RefSeq names its product serine hydroxymethyltransferase. The transcript has 5 exons. Gene Ontology annotation, biological process: L-serine catabolic process; folic acid metabolic process; tetrahydrofolate interconversion. Lineage: Eukaryota; Fungi; Ascomycota; Eurotiomycetes; Eurotiales; Aspergillaceae. Bases 1 to 1731 code for a protein of 576 amino acids. Gene Ontology annotation, cellular component: cytoplasm. The record is from RefSeq and is a predicted model, not a curated record. Gene Ontology annotation, molecular function: serine binding; zinc ion binding; pyridoxal phosphate binding.
AUGGAUGGUGAUGGGGCGCGGGAUCUCUCAGCAGCGCCCGUCCAAGUAUUAAAGCUGUCGGCUUCCCUAUCGAAGGACAAUUGUUCCUCUAUUCCAUCUCGCCGUCAUGUCUCUUACUCGCUGCGGACGUCUCGCUCGCUUCCCCUUGGGGGUAUCCGUCCCGCAGUCGCGGUCGCUCCUCGUGCCUUCGUGGCCGGGUCCGUUCCUCUCGUGCGGGGAGUAUCCUCACUCAAUCGGGAUUCGCAGCAGAAGCUUCUUGCAUCUUCCCUGAAGGAGUCUGACCCCGCCGUCUUCAAUAUCCUCGAAAAGAAGCACUUCAUCAACCUGAUCCCUUCUGAGAACUUUACUUCCCAGGCUGUUCUCGAUGCUCUUGGCAGUGUUAUGCAAAGUAUGUUGUUGCCUAUGCCCCUUCACAGCUCUUACUAUACAGGUUCUAACCGUCAACUAGACAAGUACUCUGAGGGAUACCCCGGUGCCCGAUACUAUGGAGGAAACGAGCACAUUGAUGCAUCUGAGCGUCUGUGCCAGCAGCGUGCCCUGGAGACUUUCCGUCUUAACCCGGAGGAGUGGGGUGUGAACGUGCAGCCUCUUUCCGGAUCGCCCGCCAACCUCUACGCUUACUCUGCCGUUCUGAACACUCACGAUCGUCUCAUGGGCUUGGACCUGCCCCAUGGUGGUCAUCUGUCCCACGGUUACCAGACCCCGAGCAAGAAGAUCUCUGCUAUCUCCAAGUACUUCGAAACCUUGCCAUACCGCCUGGAUGAGUCGACUGGGUUGAUUGACUACGAUGCGCUGGAGAAGCAGGCUCUGCUCUACCGACCUAAGCUGAUUGUUGCUGGUGCUUCUGCUUACAGCCGCCUGAUUGACUACCCUCGCAUGCGCGCCAUUGCUGACUCUGUUAACGCUUACCUGUUGACUGACAUGGCUCACAUCUCUGGUCUGGUCGCAGCUGACGUCAUGCCAUCUCCAUUCCCCCACUCCGAUAUCGUUACUACUACUACUCACAAGUCCCUGCGUGGUCCCCGUGGUGCUAUGAUCUUCUACCGCAAGGGUAUUCGUCGCACUGACAAGAAGGGUGAGGCUGAGAUGUACGACCUGGAGAACCCUAUCAACGCUUCCGUCUUCCCCGGUCACCAAGGUGGCCCCCACAACCACACUAUCACCGCGCUGGCCGUGGCCCUCAAGCAGGCUCAAUCUCCCGACUUCCAGGAGUACCAGAAGACCGUAUUGGAAAAUGCGCAGGCGCUGUCUGACCGACUUGGCAACUCUACUAGCAACGGCGGUCUUGGAUACAACAUUGUCUCCGGUGGUACCGACAACCACCUGGUCCUGGUCGAUCUGAAGAACCGCGGUGUGGAUGGUGCUCGUGUUGAGCGUGUGCUGGAGCUGUGUGGUGUGGCCAGUAACAAGAACACUGUUCCUGGUGACAAGUCUGCCCUUAAGCCUGGUGGUCUGCGUCUGGGUACCCCCGCCAUGACCUCUCGUGGAUUCGGCCCUGAGGACUUCCGUCGCGUCGCUGAGAUCGUGGAUCGUGCUGUGAUCCUGACUCAGAAGUUGGACAAGGCUGCUCGCGAGCAGGCCCAAUCCCGGGGUGCCAAGAACCCGGGUACUCUGAAGGCCUACUUCGAGUAUCUGGGCGAAGGUGAGGAGAUCUCGGAGAUUGUCCUGCUACGACAGGAGGUGGAGGACUGGGUGGGCACAUUCAGCCUGCCCUGGGCCAAGGACGAGUAG